Messenger RNA from Prunus mume (Japanese apricot), 915 nucleotides. The record is from RefSeq and is a predicted model, not a curated record. NCBI's taxonomy places the organism in Eukaryota, Viridiplantae, Streptophyta, Magnoliopsida, Rosales, Rosaceae.
AUGGUUAGCCCCAAAGACAUACCCCAUGAAAUCUUGUUUGACAUCAUUGCAAAAUUGCCUGUAAAAUCUCUGUUGAAGUUCAGAUGUGAGUGGUUCCUCUUUCUACGUUUAUGGUUCCUGCAAUGGAUUGCUAAUUUGCUUUGUAUAUCUGAUACUACUAAGGAGACUACAUAUUUAUGGAAUCCAUCAAUCAGGAAGUUCAAGAGACUUCCUAGAGGUCUUAUUCGUGUCAAGUAUCGUUACAGCGACGUCGCUACCAUAGCUCUUGGGUUUGGCCUCGAUGUUGGUGGAAAUGACUACAAAGUUGUGAGAGUUGGGGAUUUUUUGCACGGCGUCUGUGUCGAGGUUUACAGCCUUAGGUUGGACUCUUGGAGAAUAAUCCAUGCAGUUCCCCCUGUGACAGAAAUAUUUGAAGUGUUCUGGAGUAAUAAAUGGACUUACUUGAAUGGAGUUGUGUAUUGGAUUGUACAGGAGUUUUUUCCAGAUUGCAGAUACAUCAUUUCUUUUGAUAUGGAGAAUGAGAUUUUCCAAAGGAUUAUGCUUCCUGAUAGAUUGCUCGCAGUGACAGAUUCAAUUUCCAUUAGGGUGUUGGAGAAAUCACUUUCUUUGUUCCAUCGUAGACAAGAAUCAGAUCGUGAGUACCAUUACUACGACAUAUGGGUUCUGGAAAUGGAUUCCUGGAAAAUGAUUCGCACGAUUCCUGUUCCGUCAGAGGGAAAAAUUGCAUGGCCAUUGGCAUUUACAGCAAAUGGUGGUGUUCAUUUUACGACAUACGGAAAUUGGCAACACAGAAAGUUGGAGUUGUACGAUCCUAAAUCGGAGCAAGUUACGGAUACUGGAAUAAAACUUGGUAACUAUGGCGGAACCAGGAGGAGGAUCUAUGGUUACAGUGAGAGUCUAGUUUUACUCAACUGA